Messenger RNA from Agrilus planipennis (emerald ash borer), 721 nucleotides. RefSeq names its product sodium- and chloride-dependent GABA transporter 1-like. The transcript has 2 exons. The record is from RefSeq and is a predicted model, not a curated record. Bases 224 to 721 code for a protein of 165 amino acids. Gene Ontology annotation, cellular component: membrane. Gene Ontology annotation, biological process: sodium ion transmembrane transport. Lineage: Eukaryota; Metazoa; Arthropoda; Insecta; Coleoptera; Buprestidae.
ACAAAGACUUCCUUUUGCAAAGAACAUUUUCUGCGACUGCAUCGACAUUUAAGUUUUAAAAAAUGUUGGAGAACGUUUUCAACGUAUUUUGUUUUAUUUUGCAUCUAAACAAACCGAUUGGUAAUUGAUUAAUUAAUUUUCUAGAUUGCUUUAGUAAUUGAAAUGAGCUGACGGUUUCCAUCGCGAUUUUGGGCAGUCAUAUUUUAUUUAUAAAAUAUUUACAAUGGAGAAACGAGGGGAAUCCUUUGAUUGCAUAGAAAAUAAGAUCAAUUUGAACAGAUACGUUGAAGAAAUAGAGAUGCCUAAUUUGAAAGAGUUACCAAAUUCGGCCAAUAAAAUGAAACCAUUCAAGACCGUUAAAGUUCUUCCUGAGAGAGGAACAUGGGGAACCAAACUAGACUUCAUACUUUCCGUCGUUGGUUUGGCCAUAGGGUUGGGGAAUGUUUGGAGGUUCCCUUAUCUUUGCUAUAAAAAUGGCGGAGGAGCCUUCCUCGUCCCAUAUUUCAUUACAUUGUUCCUAGCAGGAAUUCCCAUGUUCUUUAUGGAACUCGCUCUUGGUCAAAUGAUGACAAUUGGUGGAUUGGGCGUCUUUAAAAUAGCGCCAAUCUUCAAAGGAAUCGGCUAUGCAGCUGCUGUCAUGUCCUGUUGGAUGAAUAUUUAUUACAUCGUUAUUUUAGCAUGGGCGAUUUUUUACUUCUUUAUGUCGUUAAGGUCCNUUUAA